This is a messenger RNA of Prorocentrum cordatum, 858 nucleotides long. Lineage: Eukaryota; Dinophyceae; Prorocentrales; Prorocentraceae. The record is from the annotation of a GenBank genome assembly.
GUGGUGGCCUUCGUGGAAAAGCCGCGCCCGGAUGGAGGCUUCGGUCUUCAGUCCAUCUCAGACUUCGCGUCCGUCUUCAAAGAGUCGGACUACGAGGACAACGUGGGCCAAGACAUCCUUCAAGAUGUGCAGCAACACAAUGAGUUCCCAGUCGUCUUCAUAGCGAGGCGUCGGACAGCUUGGCAGCUCGCCGGGGGCGAGCUUGCCAAGGCGUGCAAAAAGCGCGUCGAGGGAGCUCCCGAUCCCGACUGGGAUACCCCCCUGGGCCAGGAGGAGGAGGACAAGCGUAAGGAUAAAUUCAAGCGCGCGUGCGACGACUACCGGUGCGCUCUGAGGCUGAUGUGCGUGUGCAGGGCAAGAAUCGGCAAGAAACCCUUUGGCGGCGUCGCCCUGGCGUGCAGCCCGCGGCCGCGCUUGCCCGACCUGCCCCUUUCGACGGCGCUCCGCGUGCUGUGGGCGCUGCGCCUCCAGUGCAACUGCUGGGCCAUCGCAGGCGCGAGCCUUGUGGGGUCGAAGCAGAACUGGGGCGAGGAGAAGCGAGCGUGCAGGAAAGUCCGCGAGUGCCACGUGUCAGACGCGCAGGCAUAUUAUGACUUUGUGUAUAGAAAAGCGAUGGAACACAAGGGUCCAGAGCCCGCUACUGUUGCUUGGCUGAUCGACCGCGACCGCGCCGCACGGGCCAAGGCCAAGAGCCUUUGCUCCGCUGGCUGGCCGUGGGCAGAGGCGCUUCAGGGUGCGAAAGACUUGCGUAGUACUAUAACGUGCUCAGGCACAGGAGUGUCGAGGCAGGUGUCUGUCGCGAUGCCCGCCAAUGACGAGCCGGAGUCCGACGGGGAUGACUGCGACCAGGGUGGCGCG